AAAGCUUGUGCACUGCGCCACUCGUGGGCAGAUAUAUACACUCAGCCCUCUGUCUCUCCUUCUCCUCCUCCUCGCUCACAUUCUCUCUUCUCCUCCAUCAGGCAACAUCCUGCUCUCGCCUCCAUCUCCAGCAACCAUGUCCAGCACUGUAUCAGCCUACUCCGACAAGAUCAAAGAGAUGUCCAUGCUGUCUCUGAUCUGCUCCUGCUUCUACUCACAACCACACCCCAACAGCCUCUACCAAUAUGGAGACAUGGAGGUGAAGUCCCUGAACAAGCGGGCAUCCGGCCAGGCCUUCGAGAUCAUCCUGAAGGCCCCCGCUGACCUUUCUCCGGACAGGCCCCAGCCCCUGCUUUCUGCUCCCAAGAAGGACCUCUCCCCGGACGAGCUCCAGAAGAGGCUGGAAGCUGCGGAGGAGAGGAGGAAGUCUCAGGAGGCCCUGGUGCUGAAGCAGCUAGCUGAGAAGCGGGAGCACGAGCGACAGGUGCUCCACAAGGCUGUGGAGGAGAACAACAACUUCAGCAAGAUGGCCGAAGAGAAGCUUAACUACAAGAUGGAGGUCAACAAAGAGAACCGCGAGGCCCAGCUGAAUGCGCUGAAGCAGCGGCUCCGGGCGAAGGAAAUCCAUGCCGCUGAGGUCCGUAGAAACAAAGAGCUCCAAGCUGACCUCUGUGGUUGAAAACAUUUUCUACAGUUUUGUCAAGAGAUUCUCAUCUGAUGGGUUUUGGUUGGAGGAAAUGCUACUUUUUAAAAUCUCAAUGUCUCAAAGGCUCUUGCAUUGUUCAGUAUACACUGGUUUCACAAGCUAAAAAUGUACACAGAUUGUUUCUCAUCUCUGUGUGUAUUUUUUUUUUUAAACGACAAACAUUUUGAAAUGCGAUUCACAGUAGGUCAAAGGUCAGAUUUACUAAACCUUUGUACCUGUGUUAAGACUGCACCUGUGAGUUCAUACAAAGGAACAACAUGAAAACAAUUGAAAAGUUAUUUCUCUGACUUUUUUUUUUUUUAACCUUUUAAAAAAAAUAAUUAUGUUUGGUACUGUCCAGAAAAAUGACCAGUUAAUUUUUGCACUAGUGUAAAUGCUUGGAAAAUCUGUCUGUGUGUCAGACCUAAAAAGCUACUGUAAAAGUGUGGCGUAUGGUGAAAUAUUUGAUUGUUUUGGCACAUGGGGCAGGCGAGAAGAGCUGGUGUGUGUGUGUACAUCUUUACUGUUUGUUUCUGUGUUGGGGAUGUUGGGGAUUUUGUACAGAUGCUAGUUUUAUGUGUGUUCAUGCACACCUUUUCAGAAGGGUGUGUGUGCGCCUACGUCAGAGAGAAAGGCUGUGAGUCGAUUCAAAACAUAGCAGUUCAAUAGGUAAUGUUCAAUUCUCACAGGAAGUCAAUGUCUACACUGCAUCUGUACUGGGAGUGAAUUUGUUCCACAUAUUUCCAAACUGUCAUUAUCUUGAAAAAUGAGCUUGAGGUCAUAACACAAUCCCUAAUUCUAUUGCAUAAGGUACUUUAUGACAUGGGAGCAGAGCCACGCUAAAUGGACUCAAGAGUUGCCCCUGUGCUAGAGGCUUGCUCAGACCUCGUGAAACGGGAUAAUAUACCAUAUUCAGCACAAUCUACAGGCAAACACACUAACCUGGCCAUUCAUCAUGUAUAGUGACACCCAUUGUCAGUUUGUGCAGCUGUCUUCAAUCAAACUUGUAAAGUUAAUCAAUUGAGUGUAUAAAAUGGAGCAUAGUCACAUUUAGGCCUCAGUUCAAUAAAGUUCAGUAUUCACGUUGCUGUAGGUCAGGAAAUGAAUUAGGUUACGACACAUAUGUUUAAUUUGCUUGAAGAGUGGCUUUCGUUCUCGCUUCAGUUUCAUUUCCGAGCUACUGAAAUCUUCCACACAGUCUGUUUAUUUCUGAGAGUCACUCACUUGUGACUGUUGAGUAAGUGCCACUGUAGGGGACUACAUUGAGUAAAAAGAUGACUCCACGACAGAAUGCCGUAGUUAGUUUGCAGUGAGUUAGAGUCAAUGUGACAGAACUAGUUUUAUGCAAAUCAUAUGCAAAUAAGAAGGUUUAUGAUGUGAAGUUUGGCAUGCGAUGUAGAGGUAUCAAAUGCUGACAUAGCCUGAAUGUAUUACCAGACACACUUGCCCUUCUAGCAGCAUAUAGGCAGGCCUAGGUUACUCGUGCCAGGUUUCCCUAUACAGUAUUAUACAGGGAUAAUGCUGGGAUAAUGCUGCUAAGCUUCAGUGGGGUUGCACUAGGACACACAGUGGGGUUAUGCUAGGAUACAAUCCCGUUAUGCUGGUGCUUGACUUGGUUGGUUGUCGCCUUGCCUUAAGUAACCUUGACAUCGUGCCAACUACUGUUUUAAUUAUCUUUGUCUAAGAUGGGUCCACCAGUCCAUUAUGCUUACAUACACACAGUCUCUGCACAUACGACUCUAUGUGAAUAACUCAACAAUAGCUCACCUUUGAUACAAGGUCAGCCGUUGUGGCUUGCAUAUAAAGUCUGAUAAACUAUAAUAAAGUUGGGGAUAACUUAUUUUUUUAAUUUACAUUCGUGACAUUUAAUCAUUUACAUAUGUAUUGUUUACAAUGGUAGUAAAAUAUGUCACAUGAGAUCUGAUGAUAUAGCUUUCACACAUCUUUGAAAAAUCUAGCCUGGUAAAAAAUGAUGCUUCAGAAUGAAUUUCACUGGAUCAAUAAAACCUUCAUGGCACGUUCAAA
Molecule: messenger RNA, 2710 nt
Organism: Oncorhynchus kisutch (coho salmon)
Lineage: Eukaryota; Metazoa; Chordata; Actinopteri; Salmoniformes; Salmonidae
Product: stathmin-3-like
Exons: 5
Coding region: 137-679 (180 amino acids)
Biological process (GO): regulation of microtubule polymerization or depolymerization; microtubule depolymerization; neuron projection development
Cellular component (GO): cytoplasm; neuron projection
Molecular function (GO): tubulin binding
Source: RefSeq, a predicted model, not a curated record